AUGGAUUUCGAGGAAUUCCGCGCAAGGGGCAAAGAAAUGGUGGAUUUUAUUACAGAUUACCUGAAAUCUGUCGAAGAGCGUCCAGUCUACCCAGCGGUGCAGCCCGGUUACCUUCGGCCGCUCAUCCCAGACAGCGCUCCCCAGGACCCCGACAGUUACGAGGAAAUAAUGAAGGAUGUCGACAGAGUCAUCAUGCCGGGGAUCACCCACUGGCAAAGUCCUCAUUUUCAUGCCUAUUUUCCUGGACUCACGUCCUUUCCUAGUCUCCUGGGCGAUAUGCUGUCUGGAGCCAUUGGCUGUGUCGGCUUUUCCUGGGUUGCAAGCCCUGCGUGUACGGAAUUGGAGAUGGUGAUGCUUGACUGGCUGGGGAAGAUGCUGAACCUGCCUGACGAGUUUCUAUUUGGGACUGGGAAUGGAGGCGGUGGAGUGAUACAGAGCACAGCCUGUGAAAGUACACUGGUGGCACUUCUUGUGGCUAAAAGGAAGAUGGUUACACUAUUUCAGUCAAAUAAUUAUGAUAUGGCGGAAAACAUGAUCGUAUCUAACCUGGUGGCCUACACAUCAGAUCAGUCUCACUCUUCUGUUGAACGAGCAGCAUUGAUUGGUGGGGUCAAAAUGAGAAAACUUCCAACUGAUGAGAAAUUCAGCCUUCGUGGGGAGACACUGAGACAAGCUCUCGAAGAAGAUAAAGCUUUAGGUCUCAUCCCUUUCUUUCUUUGUGCAACACUUGGUACCACUCCCUCCUGUUCAUUUGACAACAUUAUGGAGCUAGGACCAAUCUGUAAUUCUGAAAAUAUCUGGCUGCACAUCGAUGCAGCUUAUGCAGGAAGUGCUUUCAUCUGUCCAGAAUUCAGACCUCUUUUAAAUGGAGUGGAGUUUUCCAAUUCUUUCAACUUUAAUCCUCACAAGUGGCUUUUGGUGAAUUUUGAUUGCUCAGCUAUGUGGGUGAGGAAAAGAUCAGAAAUUAUUGAAGCUUUUACAAUGGAUCCUCUUUACCUGAAACAUGAUCAUCAGGACUCUGGACUCAUCACUGAUUAUAGGCACUGGCAGAUUCCUCUAGGACGCAGAUUCCGUUCUCUGAAAUUGUGGUUUGUGUUCAGAUUGUAUGGAGUAAAAGGACUUCAAGAACAUAUUCGCAAGCACGUGAACCUCGCGCAUGAGUUUGAGAGGUUGGUACGUCAAGAUGAACGAUUUGAGAUUGUUGGAGAUGUGGUACUGGGACUGGUGUGCUUCAGAAUAAAGGGCACAAAUGAUUUAAAUGAAAAACUCUUAAAAGAGAUAAAUGAUUCAAGGAAGAUUUAUAUUGUGCCAUGUCAACUUCGAGACAAGUUUGUCCUCCGUUUUGUCAUAUGUGGACGUACAGUUGAAAGUAAACAUGUCCAGUAUGCGUGGCAAAUCAUAAGUCAGACUGCUGCAAAUCUUCAAAUUGGCCCUCAAUAA
This is a messenger RNA of Hypanus sabinus (Atlantic stingray), 1440 nucleotides long. Its product is annotated as aromatic-L-amino-acid decarboxylase-like. NCBI's taxonomy places the organism in Eukaryota, Metazoa, Chordata, Chondrichthyes, Myliobatiformes, Dasyatidae. The coding region runs from base 1 to 1440 and encodes 479 amino acids. Gene Ontology annotation, biological process: catecholamine metabolic process; serotonin biosynthetic process; amino acid metabolic process. Gene Ontology annotation, molecular function: pyridoxal phosphate binding; aromatic-L-amino-acid decarboxylase activity. The record is from RefSeq and is a predicted model, not a curated record. The transcript is spliced from 13 exons.